This is a messenger RNA of Neogale vison (American mink), 2226 nucleotides long. RefSeq names its product TPD52 like 2 (gene TPD52L2). Gene Ontology annotation, biological process: carbohydrate metabolic process. Gene Ontology annotation, cellular component: cytoplasm. The transcript has 9 exons. The coding region runs from base 103 to 792 and encodes 229 amino acids. The record is from RefSeq and is a predicted model, not a curated record. Lineage: Eukaryota; Metazoa; Chordata; Mammalia; Carnivora; Mustelidae.
AGGCGGUUCCGCCGACUGCUGUGUACGCGGCGCCGAGUCCCCGCGGGCCCGCUCGACUCCGCAGCGCCGCAGGCCCCGGCCCCGACCCCGUGCGGCCCGAACAUGGACUCCGCAGGCCAAGAUAUCAACCUGAAUUCUCCUAACAAAGGUCUGCUGGCCGACUCCAUGACAGAUGUCCCUGUCGACACCGCGGUGGCUGCCCAGACUCCUGCUGUCGAGGGUCUGACUGAGGCUGAGGAGGAGGAGCUUAGGGCUGAGCUUGCAAAGGUGGAAGAGGAAAUUGUCACUUUGCGCCAGGUCCUGGCGGCCAAGGAGAGGCACUGUGCAGAGCUGAAAAGGAAGCUGGGCCUCUCUGCCUUGGAGGGCCUGAAGCAGAACCUGUCCAGGAGCUGGCAUGACGUGCAGGUCUCUAACGCCUAUGUGCAAACCUCUGAGAAACUUGGAGAGUGGAAUGAGAAAGUGACCCAGUCAGACCUCUACAAGAAGACUCAAGAAACUCUCUCCCAGGCGGGACAGAAGACGUCGGCUGCCCUGUCCACCGUGGGCUCCGCCAUUAGCAGAAAGCUCGGGGACAUGAGGGCUCGUCCGUUCUCACACUCCUUUAGCAGCUCUUCAAUCCGCCACUCCAUAAGUAUGCCGGCCAUGAGGAAUUCUGCCACCUUCAAGUCGUUUGAAGAGCGAGUUGGGAACAUAAAGUCUAAGGUUGUCGGUGGCAGAGAGAACGGCACUGAGAACCUGCCCUCCCCGACCGGGAGUGGCUCCAAGCCCCUGCCCGAUCCCACGCCUUUCUAAGCCCGUCCCAGCUUUGCCCGGCCAUGGAGAAGUGCAAGCCCGUCCUCACCGUCACAGCCGCGACGCUGCAGCGGAGCAGCCCGUCAGACCUCACGUGGAUGCACCCAGCUGGCUUUGAGGGGGUCCUGCCGUUCCCAUGUAGACGUGGCUGCUGUGUUCGCAUGAGUUCUGCAGAACGCGGUCUUGUACGCAGAUGCUUUCCACUGAAGUUGGUAGAUGCAGACCCCUGUGCCGUCCUUCCUGGGAUGCAGGGAGUAGACAGGACAGUGGGCCCUUUGGCGGUCUUGUUAGUUCGCGAGAACGUGGAAGGAACGGGAGCGUGAUAAGCAUAAAAUAAAGUGGUAUCUCCUCAGCCUCCCCUUUCGUGACUUAUAGAAGGAAUCUGCGGAAGAAAGAUUCAUCCAGAAAGUCCUCUGAUCUCCAGUUUUUAUUUCAAAUGCUAAAUGAGAAAACUCUCCAUUUUUUGAAACCCUCUAGCAAGAAACUGGUUAUCAACAGCCGCCUAAUUCUUACACUAAUGAUCUAACUUUAACGAAUGCAAAUUCUUUAUUUUUUAAAUGCAGCGAAUUUUUCGACAAUUUAAGCCCAGCGAAGCAGCUUUAGUCUCCGUUAGAAAACACUAUUUCUUUGGACUCAAGCUGACAUACAAGCCUUACAUCGCAAUAUGCUUUAUUUGUUUAUAAUGUUUUUUAUAUGAAAAUAAGGGUUCUUCAGUGGGUUUUGAGCGUUAUGUAGACUUCUGCAUCUAGCCCGAAGGGCAGCAUGCUUGGACUGUUGGUGUGUUUUGUGCAGCUGAUGCCCUGCAUUCCGGUGUGUGAAGCUUGCUUCUCUCUCCUCAAGGACUGGGGUAGCUCCUGCCAGUCAGAGGGCUCUGGGCCUCGAGGGGUGGAGGUGGGGGUGGGCAGGAGAGGCAGAAGCCAGCACCCUCCACAGACGGCUCGGCUCCAACGUGCCCGUUUGCUGCACCCUGGGGACAAGGGAAAAGCAGAUGGGCCCUGCAUCGGGUCGGCUGGGACUCUGCUUUCGCCUUUUCUCAGGAGCUGCAAAGAUCUCAUUCCCGUUCUGAAGCUGCCACACCCCAGCAGCCUUGUGGUCAGGGCCCCACGCAUGGGGUGUGUCUGGAGGGGCAGCUCCGUGCCUUAUUGGCUCCCAGCAGGCCGAGAGCGCUCCUGUGCACGUGCAGAGUCCACUCCGGGAGACCGUGGUGUCCUCUGGCAAGCCGAGCGUCCGCCGGUCACUUCAGACACCCUGGGUGGACUGCGGUCUGUGCUGGCGCCAUGGGAGGAACAGCAUUCGGUGUUUUUUCUUCAGGGUUAGAGUCACGGAUGGGGUGUGGUGAGAAAGCAGGACACAACCGUAGUAACGGAUUCAUCUUUUCCUUCAAGUGGAUAAUGGGGAAAUUGUCAAUAAAGCAUUCCUUUGGGGAAGAACCCA